Eremomyces bilateralis CBS 781.70 is the source of this 507-nucleotide messenger RNA. RefSeq lists its product as uncharacterized. Lineage: Eukaryota; Fungi; Ascomycota; Dothideomycetes; Eremomycetales; Eremomycetaceae. The coding region runs from base 1 to 507 and encodes 168 amino acids. The record is from RefSeq and is a predicted model, not a curated record. The transcript has 2 exons.
AUGGACACCGAAAACCUAGCAACCAUCGUCCUACAGGGCCACGUGGACAAACUCAUCAUCGAACGCGCGAUCACGAACGCGCUCGAGCUGGGAUUCGAGGACGCGUUCAUCGUCGAGUCGGAGACGCCCUCGCGUGCGGCCAGUCCGUGCGAAUUCUUCAACCACGUACCACCAGCGAUCACUUGUCGUGUGGCGACGCAGGUGUAUACGGAGACGGGAGCGUUGACGGAGCUGAAGGCGUGCGAGUUUGUCGCGAGGAGGCUCACCGAUGAAGUCGAUUCUCCAGCGUCGGAGCUGUGGUCGAAACCGCCCAGCAUAUCAACGUCCGAGGCAAGGACCACCUCGAGUGAUGCAACACCUCGACGACUGGGUGAACGAGAGAAUUUCAGGGUGCCUGGAUCGUAUGCGACAGAUAUCCGGCCGAUCGGUGGGAGACGCGCCUCUACGGUGCCAUGGUUCUAUGAAGGAGAAGACCCGUGGUUCAUUAUGGCCAUAUGGUACGUGUGA